CCAAUGAGUCCCCACCCCUGUCAGGGCGUGUCCUGCCCUUUUGUGUCAAACCCAGCAGCGCUCGUGAUCAGCCUCCACGCCACACUCGGGAGCAGCGGACGCCACGGCCUGUGGAGCAGCGCAUAAUCAUCUGUUUGGGUACCUUGACGUUAAAAUAUUAACUGAAUACUAUGGCAAAGGCUGGAAACCGGGGCACAAUCAAGGCGGCCUUGGGCUUCAGUGCUGAGGAAGAUGCACAGAAACUAAGGAAGGCCAUGAAGGGGCUUGGUACUGAUGAAGAUGCCAUCAUCGAUAUCGUGGCCAAGAGGAGCGCAUCCCAACGUCAGCAAAUUUUAAUCACCUAUAAAUCCACUAUUGGCAGGGAUUUGAUUGGCGAUUUGAAGUCUGAGCUGAGUGGGAAUUUUGAGAAGGUGAUAAUUGGACUGAUGACUUCCAUCACACUGUACGAUGUGCAGGAACUGAAGAGGGCCAUGAAGGGUGCGGGGACAGAUGAGGGCUGCCUGAUUGAAAUUCUAGCUUCUCGUUCCAGUGAAGAAAUCCAGCGCAUUAACGAGACCUACCAUCGUCAAUAUGGAACUACCCUUGAAAAGGACAUUGUCUCAGAUACAUCUUCCAUGUUCCGCCGCGUGCUGGUGUCUCUAGCUACAGGAAACAGGGACCAGGGAAACUAUGUGGAUGCAGGCCUUGCUCAGCAAGAUGCCCAGUGCUUGUAUGAAGCCGGAGAGAAGAAAUGGGGGACAAAUGAGGGACAAUUCCUGACUAUCCUCUGUUCAAGAAACACAAAUCACUUAUUAAAGGUCUUUGAUGAAUACAGAAGGAUUGCUAAGAAGGACAUUACAGAAAGCAUUAAAUCUGAGAUGUCAGGGGACCUUGAAGAUGCCUUGUUAGCUGUGGUAAAAUGCAUAAGGAAUAAGCAUGCAUACUUUGCUGAAAGAUUAUAUGGUUCGAUGAAGGGUUUAGGGACGGAUGAUGAUACACUCAUUCGAGUGAUGGUGUCGCGCUGUGAAAUUGACAUGUUGGAUAUCAGGCAUGAAUUCAAGAGGAUGUACGGGAAAUCUCUCUACUCCUUCAUCCAGGGAGACACUUCAGGAGACUAUAGAAAAGUCUUACUCUUGCUCUGUGGUGGUGAAGACUAAACCAUGUGCAAUUUGUUGGAGGGGAGUAGAAAUAGAUCACAAGAUUUAUUUUUUUUCAAAUAGCUUUAGAUAGUGCUAUUAGAAUUGACUUAGGCUAGUCAAUGCCAGUUGCCUCCUAUUAUAUGCUUUUAUUGCUUAGAAUAUGCAAUGGUGCAUUAAUUGUGUCAUCAGAGCCAGAAAUGCCUUUACUAGAACUGCCUGACUGAAUUACUUCUCCCAGCAGGCUUUGGAAAGACUUCUUGAAGCCAUGUUUGCAGAAACAGGAGCACUAGAUGUGUUUUAGAGGCUCCAGACUCCAUUCUACAGUUGGAUUAUCUGUGCUAGAGAACAGCAUCUUGCUGCAAAAAUGGAAGCGAUGGCUACCGUCAAUCUUAGACUCUGAGCAAGGUUCUGUUAAGUGAGCACGCAAUUCGCUUCCCAUUACCAAGCUCACAUCUGUGUUGCCAUACAGUGUAAUUGCAUGGGUGUAACAGAGGGCCGGAUUCUGCCCGCUCAUACAAUCCUUACAAAAUAGGUGGAAAUGAGGGGAGAGUUUAACCAAAGCCUUUAAUGCUACUGUAACUUGAUCUAUCUCCAUCCACUACAUGAAUAAUUCCAGAAGCCUUGUGACAUCCCAUUGCCAUUGAACUUACUGACCAGCUGAGGUGGGCUUAGGCACAGAAUGUAUAAGACCCUGCACAGGAAAAUAUUAACACCGUCCAUGUGGGAAAAGUACAGAAAACAAGCUUUAUUUCUCUGACUGUAUUCCAACAUACAGAAAACCAUUAGUCUAAAACGCAAGGCGUGUCUAGAUCGAAACGUGACCUUUGUUAGAAGCAAACUAUCAACAUUCCUCAUCACUAUGGCUAUGUGUGUAUGUAAAUCAGAAGAUAGGAGCAGGAUAUAAUUCACAAGUAGCAAAUUAGAAAUUCCAGUAGCCUUUGGCCUAGUCUACCACACACACAUUUUGUAUUAAUAUAAAUGUUGGUUAAGGGUGUGACUUAAUAUAGUUACACUAGUAUGUCCUCUACUGUGGAUGCAGUUAUAAUAGUAUAAAGGUGCUCUGUGCUGGAAUAGCUUAUUUCCCUUUCCGGACAGUAACUGCAUCCACCAAGUUAUGCGCCUUUAACUACACAGUAUAGUAAAAGCAGUACAACUUUUGUGCAUAGACAAGGCCUUGCACUUAAUGGCUUUUCUAGAGUGAGCUGGUUGAAAGAAGCCAUUCUGUUCAGAAACCUAAUCCACAUUCUGUGUGUUUUACAGUGGAAUAACAAAUGCACCUUAGCUUUCCCUGUCCUAUAGUAAAUUCCUUAUGGAGCUCAGGUACUGGGCUGUUAGGCCACAUCUAUAUGUACAGCACUGCAAGGCACGGCUAUGUUCUGCAGCAUGUCUGGUGAAAAUACUCUAUGCUGAUGGCAGAGAGCUCUCCCAUUGGCAUAAAAAACCCACCUCUGUGAGUGGCAGAAAUUAUGCUGGCGGGAGAAGCUUAUCCCACUUUGUUGAUAUAACUUAUGUUGCUCUGGGGGGUGGUUUAUUCACGCCCUUGAGACAUGAGUUAUGCCGACAUAGCUGUAGUGUAGACAUAGCCUUUAGUGUGAGUUAAAUAAAGGGAGGCCACAUGUGGGCAGAGGUAUAGUGCUAAUCUCAUCUACGUCAUGGUCAAAAGUAGUGUCUUAUCUCUACUACAAUUUUAUAGUAGGAUAGGGCUAGCUCACUAGUUGUCCUGCUGUUUUGAAAACCAACAACCCCAAAACACUUUUUGUAGAACAGUCAUAGCUUGAGUGCUGCAGUAAUAGUUUUCAGAAGGAAGCAGUGGGGGCUGAGCAUGGAAAUAGAAGGCAGGACCUACGGUGUUGUAAACCCAACUUUGCCACUCGCUUUGCUCCCAUUGACUUGGCCAGGUGCAAAACUGGAACUUCUCUCUGGCCUCGGACAAGUCACUUUGCCUCUGUGUUCUGUUGUCUUUUAUGUUCCCUUCUUCGCAGGAGGGUUGUUGGCAGUAAGUCUAAGCACUGCAACAAUCUGCUGCUCAGUAAGAAGAAACCUCUCAGCCUUAUCACUACAGCAGGUUCACACUUGCCCUCUGGCUUUACCACAAAAAUGGCUCUCUGGCCAGUGCUCACUUUUUCAAUGUAAUAAACCAAUCAUUUCUUUA
This is a messenger RNA of Gopherus flavomarginatus (Mexican gopher tortoise), 3270 nucleotides long. It is a transcript of the gene ANXA4, whose product is annotated as annexin A4. The record is from RefSeq and is a predicted model, not a curated record. Bases 171 to 1136 code for a protein of 321 amino acids. Gene Ontology annotation, cellular component: cytoplasm. Gene Ontology annotation, molecular function: calcium ion binding; calcium-dependent phospholipid binding. The transcript has 13 exons. NCBI's taxonomy places the organism in Eukaryota, Metazoa, Chordata, Testudines, Testudinidae.